CAAAUCAAUUCCAAUCUCUGUCUCUUUGCUCUCCCCUCUAUCCCCCGCCCCGACCACACUCUUCCAGCGAUGCUAUGGAAGCUAAUCUCUCGCAUUUCCACUCUCUCUCACGCGCUUGGCACGGGCGCAUUCAGCAGGUCGCUCAGAUCACACCUGUGAUCACCUGAAGCUGUGAUUUAGUGAUAGAUCACGAGAUUUAUCUUACAAAUGGGGAAAACAAAUUUAUCUGACAGGCUGUUAAAGGCACAACUUGUGAGAUAUUUGCCAAUAAAUAUGUAGAAAUAAUUUCGGUAGUAUAAUUCAUAUUCCACUUUAUAGUGGCUAAUACUCCGCUCUCUCUUCUGAAAUAAGAGCGCAAUUAUUAAUCAAUUUAAAAGUUAUGCAAAAUUUGAAAUUGUAAGUAAGUUAACAAGAAUAUUACUUUUCGAUCUCAGUUGUGCAUAACCAAAUUAAUGUCAAAUGUUGUUUAGGUUCAAUGUUCUUUUAUGUUUUCACAAUUCGUACGUUUCCCAAUCAAAAUUAAUUCAAAAUAAAGCGAGGAAAGAACAAUGACAAUUGUUGAGUGGGCUGCCAGAUUAAAUUUGUGCAUUCUAUAUAAUUUAGCUGCAGCUAUAUUUAGGUGUCUAAAAACGAUAUAUGUGUGAGGAACUUUAGUAAAAAGUAGAAAAUGUAAAGUAGUUAGUUAAUUAGUUCGGCAAAUGAGAUAAAAACCACAAAGUAUGAAGUCAGUCAAAAAUAAAAGAGAGGGAGUCAUGGUAAACCUUAGUAGACUCAUCAAAUGUUUUCCCCAUAUUUGUUAUAAACAAAUCUCUUUCCCAGUCACUGUAGCUCCAUCAUAAAUCACACAUUUCGUAUGUAAAUUCGCAAUCCCCUGCUGAAUGCGCCCAUUCGAUGGAGCCACGAAAUCUGACUGACUGGCUGAAAAGCAAACAAGGCCUAUGUACGCUUCAAGUCGAACAAGAUCGCGGAGACAUUCGAAAAGCACACUCACACAGCGCUCAAACGUAGAUAUAAAUCACAGGUAUGACGACAGAGUCGCCUGGAGACCUGCUGAAUUAUUGAGCAGUGUUUUUGGCGAACAGCACUGACAAUGAAAUCGUAAAUGGUCAUGGAAACGUCGCACAGGCCGGCGUCUAAUUGGAUCCAAGAGUUGUACGCUUCGCUUAUCGGCUCUGCCUUAUUUGCUCUGGUUGUUUUCCCCGGCGAUAAUAAAUACACGCACCCAUCCACCCACAGAACACACAAGAAAUGUGGCUGCUCCUUGGUCGGCGUCUCUGAAGUCCAGGUGUGUGUUUGCAUACGACUUUUGCCAGCGAUUCGGGAGAAAAUUAAACAUUAACCGCCAGCUGACACCUUCUGUUUUUCGGACUGCUUUCUCGGCCGGUCUUAUUUAUAUUCACUUUUCAUUUUUGAAGUGCUUACACUUGGUUUAUUCUGGAGGAAGUCAGUCGUUUGACAGCUCAAGUUAUUAUUAACAUUAACCAGAUUUGUAAUUGUGUAAGACCAAAAAGGAGACUUGUUUGGAUUCCCAAAGAUCGAAUUAAUAUGGAAAGGAAGUAUCUGAAUUAUUAUUAAACUGAACACAAAAGCAAACAUUCUUUUCUUAGAUGAUCACAAUAGUUUGUUUGGAUUUUAUUUCCCUUUUACCAUAUGUUUGCUAUAAAAAGUAUCUCUAACAUGGCGCGAACAACCUUGCUGGAUAAAGAAAAAGUCUGUUUUGAUAUUCUGCUUAUUUGCUUUAUAAGUUUUGCUGCUUUUACGUAUUUUCAGACUACGCAAAUAUUAGAUCACCUUUGAACUUUCGAAGCUAAAAAACCUUUAGGCACUUUAUUCAAAAUUAAAAAGCUCAAAUUACAGCCACAUGUUCUGGAUUCAUUUAUACUUCAUCGACGUUUGAAGGUAAUAAUUUGUAGGAACCUGUUUGAUUGCAAAAUAUAUAGCUAUAUAGGUGAGGGAAGAUUAUGAAAUUGACAAAUAUAACUCAGUUUAUUAUGAUUUUGGGAUUGGAAACAUUAUGUUUUCAGAGCAAAAAUGUAAUGAUAGUUGCUAUGGAAUAUCCCAUUGAAACCCAGUCACUCUUGAAAACAUUGCCCAUUUUAAGGGCCAAAAACACUCCUCUUCGGAAUGUUCCUGUACGCCUUGCUGGCGUACCUUCUCCUGCUGCGGAUCAACAUGUGCACUGCCCAAUUCCGAGAGCCUGAGCCGCGUAACCUUUACAUAACAGGGGACUACCACCAGAAUGUGGUGUCCAUACGGACGCGCAAGCACAUUCGCAACUGGGGUGACAACCACUUCUGCGCCGGCUCCAUCCUGUCCGCCCGGUGGGUGGUGACCGCCGGCUCUUGUGUGAGCACCCAGCCCGUGAACACGCCAAAGAAGUCCAGUACCCGAAAGAACAUCAAGGUGGUUGUCUUCACCCACAAGCGCCUGGUGAAGCCGUUGAAAGAAAAUGUCUUUGGCGUGGAGAAGGUGGUGUUGGACAAGGCAACCGAAGGCGGAUGCUCCAAGUUGGCUAUGCUGAAGCUGGAGCAGGACGUCACCGGCCAGAGGUUCGCCAUGAAGCUGCCCAAGCAGGAGAUUAACAGCAGUUGGCUUUGCAGGACUCUCGGCUGGGGCAGGAUGUACUUUAACGGACCCUACUCCAACGAGCUGCUCCAGCUGAGGACGCAGAAGAGCACGACCUACAAGUGCAAGUCGGACUGCAAUAGCUGCCUGUGCAUGGGCAGCUUCACCGGCAAGGGCAAUAUGUGCCAAAUGGACAUGGGCAGUCCGCUCUUCUGCGGCCACACCAUAUACGGCGUGGCGCGAAAAGUCUACGUUUGCGAGGAUGAGGGCUUUUUGGUGUACACCAGUAUCUAUCACGAACGCAAGUUCAUCGAGGAAACCUUGAAUGCGGCGCCAUCGCAAAGGAAGACCACACAAACUGUGAUAGUCAUUGUAAGCCUGCUGUUCUUGAGUGGCUUGUGGGGUUACAGAUAGAAAAUCAAGCCAAGUUCAGGCAAUGAAUCAUUAUUUACUAA
Messenger RNA from Drosophila biarmipes, 3020 nucleotides. Its product is annotated as trypsin. The transcript is spliced from 2 exons. NCBI's taxonomy places the organism in Eukaryota, Metazoa, Arthropoda, Insecta, Diptera, Drosophilidae. Gene Ontology annotation, molecular function: serine-type endopeptidase activity. The record is from RefSeq and is a predicted model, not a curated record. Gene Ontology annotation, biological process: proteolysis. The coding region runs from base 2125 to 2979 and encodes 284 amino acids.